GUAGGAUCAAACUUGGCCAUGACGCGGAACGAGAAUCUUAAGACUGCCUCAGAAAUUUCGAUACUAAAAAAUCAUCGAGUGUUUUAUGUAGUCUUUCUGAUUUCUUUGACGCAAUUGCUGUCAAAAGGUGUCUGUAUCUAAAGAAAAGAAGCAUCUGUGAGAAGAUCAACUUAACUGACUGAAGAUGGCCGAGGAGUUUGAUUUGAUUCCUGCAAACGAAAAAUGCGAUACGUUCAAGGUAGUGUUCGAUUACUACAGUCCCAGAGCUCAUUUUAUCAUUUUACCCCGCAAUGAGUUUAUAAGCACAUACUUUGAGUUGGAUCAAAAGGCCAGGCCGAAGGUAGUCAAAUCAGCAUUGUCGAUAGUCUCUGGAUAUAAGCUUCAAAAGUCGGCUAUUUUGUCAAUCCACUUUGGGUCGUGGUUGACAACAAAGGACAAGUUCCAUGCACAUAUAUGUGUAGACGUAGAAGAUUAUCUCGCUAUUUUUGAAGGAAACAAGCAAAGAAUUCCCGGCUGGCCCUCGUCUGACUACGUCACGAGGCAAUGGAAAGCGAGCAAAAAUCCUAAUGACUAUCCAAUGAACGUUCGCGGAUAUCCCUUCCGAACAUAUUACUUGGAAGAGGUCGAAGCCAUUCGAGAGUAUCGGAGAAGUCCAACUGGUGAGUCCGAUAGCUCAUGUCCUCCUUUGCCGCUCAACUUUCUCCUCCAUCCGUCGGAACCAAGGGUCGGAUUUGCAGUCGAGAAGUCGAAGGAACCAAGCAGUUGUGAGUCUAAGUUUGAAGCCCUAGAAGCGAUGAUCAACUUUGCAGAACAGAACAACCUUACCAACAUUAAAUCGAAAGAUGAUAGCGAUGGAUGCCACGUGUGUUUGGUCCUUGAUGGAAGGUCGAAUGGUAAGUCCAUUCUUGUCAACCUGCCUUAAAAAGCUUUAAAGAAUUCAGAUGAAAGCUCCCCUUAGUUUACUUCCAAGUGCAUAAUAUGUUAGACAAGAAGCUUAUAUGCAUCUGAUUAGGUUUAAACAUUGCUUGGCGCCGUGCGGAAAAAAGCUUCUGAACACCGAGUAUGACCCUGUCACAUAGAAUGAUUCACUCUGAUCGUAAAAGCAUGGAGUUGACACGCUACGAAGUCGUAAAACGGGACUGUUUUCUGCGAAGUUUUUCAGUCGAAUGACGUCAAGAAACUCUUUUAUUUUACGGUCAAUUUUCCUAAGAAAUAGCUAGCUAAGAGAUAUCGAAGCGGAAAAGAAUGUGUGAGCAAUGAGCUAUUCUGCCGUCGAUGUGGAACCUGAUUAAAGAGACCCGAACAGAAAAAUGUGUUGCACAGUUCGUCAGAGGAGAGAUCUGCCAUUGAACAUCACUUUGAAAGAGGAUUUCGUUAUGGUACUAUUGUUAAGUUUUUAGAAAAAUACUAUGGUAUUUGUAGGAACUUGAGGACUCUAAAGAGAAGAUUGCGUGAGUAUGGGUUGAGAAGGAGAAAUGAAGUCCAUUCAGAGUACGAAGUUCGGGAGGUAAUUAAUCGUGAAAUCGGAGGCCCUUCAUCACUUCCUGGAUAUCGUUUUAAAAGACUUCGAGUCGUUUAAUCGAAAUUCGUGCCUAUUUCCAACCUAAGCUAGUGUCAAUCGCGACGAACAUUCCUUUUCAAUGUCGAAAACUACACAGACCAUGUGAAUAUACAUUAAUUAGUUUCAAAUGUUAGUCGCUCAGAUCAAAGGUCACCACUGCACAAACAAAACAUCGCAUGACAGAAGUUUAAAUAAACGUGACAGUUCAUAUGGGUCCGCGUUGAACGUGUAAGAAAAAUCUGACAAUUAUGCGAUGUGGAACAAGCUAAAGAACAAGCUACUACAUUGCUGUUCCUCGGGACAUGGUCAUGCGGAUUUUACGAGAGCUUGAUCUUGCUUCUGAAUCAUUUUUCUGUUUGGGUCUCUUUAAUGUUCCACAUCGACGGCAGAUAGCUCAUUGUUCACAAAUUCUUUUUCACAUUUGUGGCAGAACAUCGCAAUACACUUGAUACAGUUUAGUCCGUUGGCGUAGUGACUCCAAGUCGACCUAGUGCAACCUAGUGCGAGACAACGUGCUGCAUUGUGACAGAGUGCCGACUAUUGGCGCAAGUGUCACGAGACAGAAUAUUUUUAUCGAUUUGCGAAAGUUUUCUGGAUUUGGGAAAGAUUCUUGGAUUGUAAACUAUUUUGGAUUUUCAUGAAAGUUAUUUAUGGAUCUAUGAAUUGAACCAGGAUUUGAAAUUGUUUUCUCGACUUGACAAACUUUUCAAAAGCAAUUUGUCUUAAAGAUAUCGAUUCUUCAUAUUUUUUCGGAUUUGCAAAAUAUUUAUGGAUUGUCCCUUUCGGCUUCCGUAGGAUAUCUGGCAUACAGCACUACCGAAAUGCAAGCCAACUGCAAUCCUUCUCCCUUUUGCAACUGAGCAAUAGCUGCAAAAGAUGCGUGCAUGCAUUCCGAAAUAUAUUUACUUACUGCUUUAUCCCUCAUUGCAGGCUUCCUUUUGGAUGAGGAGUCUCAGAUUCUCGUUGGCUUCAUUCAAGUAACUGGACUGAAGUUCUUCAGAGAUUUGUGUCCUCAUGACAAGAGAAAAGGGUGGUUCACCAAAUUUAGAACAAUGGGGGAUUAUAAAGUGUUAACCUGAAUAUCUCCUCGCGACUUGUUUAAUUUCAUCUUCAGUUUCGUUUUUGCGAAGACAGCUUAGGUUGUUCUUCGUGGUCGUUUGAGGUAUAAUGGAUUUCGUUGAAUAGAUUCACAGAUAAAUCCUAUAGUUUUUUUCAAUCAAUCUACAUUUAUUUGACUUAGAUAAAAAUAUAAUUUAUACAAGUUUUUGUUUUAA
Molecule: messenger RNA, 2835 nt
Organism: Pocillopora meandrina
Lineage: Eukaryota; Metazoa; Cnidaria; Anthozoa; Scleractinia; Pocilloporidae
Source: the annotation of a GenBank genome assembly